GCUUAGUUAACCUCCGACAUGUUUGGAAUGUUUGAUCGCCGGUACAUAAGGCUGCCGUUGCGGCGUUGACAGCGUCAAGCCCCCUCCCUAUUGGGAAAAUGCCCGGGUCGCAGCCUGGCAACACCAUUGAGAGGCCGUCCGCAUUGCGCUGCCCUCGCCAGCCGAAGCCACCUGGGCUAGUGACUUGGCCCCAUUUUGUUCUCUGUCUCACGGGGACUUGGGAGGCGACUCACUGCACAGGCCGGUUUCUGGAUUCCUUCCCAUCGGGUACGCACCGGGCAGACCAAAUAAUCGGGACUGCCCUUGCAUGGACACCGCUUCUUCGGUUCAGGGUUGGGUUUCUUCGGUUGGUGACAGUCCGUAAAGCGCAAGUCGCGCCUGUGUAUAGAAUCGACGUAACCAGAGCCUUGGUCGGUCAAUAUCAGGCCGGUGCACGAGCAAGACUUACCAUCUGGCUCUGGCCAUACCUUCCUUCCUACGGCAUGGCAAUGGUAGGUUCUCGCGUGUGGGGACGAAUCGUGAUCAGCACGCCACGUUCAACGUCCGAGGCUUAAGGUUACCAGCGUGGUUCAGGGUCUGAUCGGCCUCCGCCCCAGUGAGGCUGGUAGAUUAUCAGCUAGUCGCGUGGGUCAGUCGUAUAACAGUGGGACGGUGCCUUUUCCUCCGUCUACAGCGUACAGUGGGCAUCUGCCAACAUGUCCUGGCUGGGACAAUGACCUGCGAUCCGAAUGUCAUAUCUAGAGCUCCGGCUCGCCCGGAAGGGCACCCAUUGUCUCGUAUUAUAGCUCA
This is a messenger RNA of Aspergillus heteromorphus CBS 117.55, 789 nucleotides long. RefSeq lists its product as uncharacterized. Lineage: Eukaryota; Fungi; Ascomycota; Eurotiomycetes; Eurotiales; Aspergillaceae. The transcript has a single exon. Bases 99 to 554 code for a protein of 151 amino acids. The record is from RefSeq and is a predicted model, not a curated record.